UCUAAAAGUAAAAAUCUGUCUAGGCAAUCAUAACAAAAAGUGAAGUCAAGUCAGUGUUAAAACUAUGAAAUUCUAACUAAACUACUAUCCAAAUCACAAGGGAAUAUUGCUUUCUCAGGAUGAUUAAAAUCUUUCUUCAUAAAUUUUUCCACAAGAAUUUAAUAGCUCUAAUCAAAAAUUUUGUAGCGUCGUUAAGGUUCCAACACCAACAGCAGUUACGAACACAGAAUGUCGACAAUAUUAAACGACAAUAUUUUCCUAGGCGGUAAUUGACGUGCUUCUAUUAAACACACAAUGCAUGAUGACAUACUCCGUAAUGAUUUAAAAGGCUCCAUUAAUAUCCAAGUGACCUUAAACUCAGUUUUCGCCGCGACAUCCAACACAUCGAACGUUGAUAUUCAUCAAAAUGUUAAUAAUUCUAACAUUUAUUUUACUGUUCAACCAAUCGCUAGGUCUGAAUGAGUCCAAUGCUCUGUUCCAGGAAGUAUUUGAAUACCACAAAGAGACCUCAGCAAAAGCAAAUUUCGCUUACGAAGUAGUACAGAUAAUGUACAACUCCUUCCGCCAGUGGUUCUUUACGAUCACCUUUUGCGAAUUCACUUACUUCGAGAACAGAAUUUUGAAGUAUACAGAGACCUAUGGGUAUGGAUACAACGUCAUGCUCCUGAACGGUUGUCCAGAUUCGAACGGAAGCUUUGUGAAGCCAAAAUACAACAGACAUGGCGAGACAGCCUACUUGGUGACCUCCAACGAACUGUCUAUAGAUGUCAGUGAGACCGUCAUAAAUACCCUGAAGAGAACCGGAGUCUUCAAACCCAGGAGCGCCGUCAUAUUCGUCAUCAACACUCCCGUUGAACUAGACAAGUAUUUUUACCACGCAUUACGUAAUCACUUCAAAUUGUUAUGGAGCACCAGCGUGACUAAUUCCGUGUUGAUUCUAAAAACGAAUGAAUUGAAAAUGUAUACUUACAAUCCUUUCUUUCAAGAAGUCAAAGAUAUAACUUAUGUUAAGGAUGUCAGCCAUUUGCUUUCUAAGCAGUACAAUAACUUGUAUGGAUAUGAACUGCGACUAAGCGUUUUCAAAAAAGUUUUCAUAUCGGAUACUCCUGGGCCAGUGCGUUGUGACUCCAGACUAGCUAAAACAGUUAUUCAGUUUUUGAAUGCUUCUUGUUAUGCGGUACCUCCAAGAGACGACAGUACCGUUGGUGAUCUAUUAGAAAAUGGAACAGCGACCGGAGUAACUGCAGAUCUGAUGGAUGGCUACACAGAUCUCGAGCUAAACUCACGUAUUCUGAAGAACACCUACUACGGCUACAUUGAAACUACAUAUCCUCUGGUACAGGAUGAAUUAUGUUUCAUAGUCAAGAAAUCAGAACUGCAAUCGGCGUUCAAGACGACCAUAAAACUAAUAUCGAUGGAGUUGCUUUUACUCUUCUUCUUCACAUUCACAGUUUUCCUGAUAAUAACUACUUUAGUACGAAAAGUUGAAAGGAACAUUCUAAAAAUUAACGACAAUCAAACCAUUGGAGCCAUUUUGGUAGAUCUGAUAAAGUGUUUUAUUAGGCAGACGGUCGAUUUCAAAUUCAUGGGUCCGUUAUUCAGAUAUCUCAUCUUACUAAUCCUAGUGUACUCACUGAUCAUCGACUGCGCGAUUGACGGAAUUAUAACUUCUGCAAUAACUUACCCACGAUACAAGCCAGAUAUCAACACAAUGGCUGAAUUAGCGAAAUCAAACUUAACUCUUGCUAUCCACAACCGAGAUCUUAACAUUUUCAAUAGCAGUCUUCCUCCAGGCUUCUAUUCUUUUAUAAAAGACCGAAUCGUGACGUUCACUGAUCAAAAAAUAAAAGAUUCUAUUGAUAAUAGAGACUUUAAAUAUGCAAUGCUGUUAAGAAAAACUGAUUCUCAAUAUGUAAGUCGAAAACCUGCAAACAUCUACCAAGGGAAGCCUUUGUUCUACACCAUGCCUCAGUGUCCUUUACCAUGUUUCAUCGUGUACGGCCUAAGUAUUGGAGCAAAACAGAAGAGUUCGCCGUAGACCGCAAUCGACUAGGCGGCGACAACAAAGACAAAAAACCUUUAACUAUCACGAAUCUACAAGAA
Molecule: messenger RNA, 2103 nt
Organism: Trichoplusia ni (cabbage looper)
Lineage: Eukaryota; Metazoa; Arthropoda; Insecta; Lepidoptera; Noctuidae
Gene: Ir85a
Exons: 3
Coding region: 407-2038 (543 amino acids)
Source: RefSeq, a predicted model, not a curated record